Messenger RNA from Symbiodinium sp. CCMP2456, 643 nucleotides. Lineage: Eukaryota; Dinophyceae; Suessiales; Symbiodiniaceae. The record is from the annotation of a GenBank genome assembly.
AUGGCAUCACCGGAGUCGUCUCCAAGCUUGAACCUAGUGCAACAAGGAGCAGCGGCUAUGAGGUGGGUGGCUAAGCUAGGCGAGUUUGUGCAACGACGGGCAGCUUAUGUGACGCAGUCCCGUCCAGGGGAACACACCACGGUGAUGCAGGAGCAGACGACUUGGUCUCCGACGGCGCGAGCUGGCGUACAGGCCGAGACAGAGCCCCUUUUUGAUCGGGCCCAGGCGAGGCGUUUACACGAGCUUACAGCUGGGGCACCCCAGUUGUACGGGGCGGUGUCUCAAGGAGGAGGUUCAGACUCAUCGGCAUCUUACACCAGAGACCAGUUGGAGCAAGAAGUCCGUCGUCAAGUGGAACAGGCUAUGGAACGUCAGAAGGAAGUAAUGCAUGAGAACCAGCAGUUGCGACUGGAACUGGAGCGGCUUCGCAAGGAGGUCGGGGAAGUGCUGGGGGCCCAAGCGGGCACGAUCAACGGCGUUUCGAAGGCAAUCCAGCAGGACUUUCAGGACACGACCGUGAGCAAGGGGGUCAUGUUUUUCAGCAAGCACCUUAUAAUGUACCCGAAGGAAAUCCAGGAGGACCGCGAGGAAAUCUUGGUGUACUUCGUGGACAUGGCGAGGGUGAUGGAGGUGAACGGCCUUC